This is a messenger RNA of Paramacrobiotus metropolitanus, 1759 nucleotides long. RefSeq names its product charged multivesicular body protein 4b-like. The record is from RefSeq and is a predicted model, not a curated record. The coding region runs from base 686 to 1381 and encodes 231 amino acids. The transcript has 6 exons. NCBI's taxonomy places the organism in Eukaryota, Metazoa, Tardigrada, Eutardigrada, Parachela, Macrobiotidae. Gene Ontology annotation, biological process: late endosome to vacuole transport via multivesicular body sorting pathway; vesicle budding from membrane. Gene Ontology annotation, cellular component: ESCRT III complex; cytoplasmic side of plasma membrane; multivesicular body.
UUUAUGUACGGCACGAUACGACUAGGUGUUUUCUUUCGUACAGCAACAACCAUGUAAAACGCUUAAACCAGUAAAAGCUUGUGCUGAUAUAUAUACUUUGUAUGUACGUGCUUGUCUUGACUCUUAAUACAUCGCGCCAUGAAGCACGCCUACUGUUAACAAAUGCGCAAGGUCUGAUGCCGAAAAAACCAGAACUGUCUUUUCUCUUUGAGAAAUGUUGUUGAAGCAAGCCGAAUAAUUGAGUGUCGUUCACUAAGUCGGCAAAAAAUCUCUUUACUCCAAGGAUUAAGGACCGCGUGUUAUCGUUAAACACCGAUCGAUGAAGUGUGCGCUUACAACCCAAGCAACGUUCUUUGCUUAUCAUUCGGCUACCAUGUCUCGUUUUCUUUUUCUCCAAUAAAGUGCCCUGUGUUAUCAACCUAUACAGCGCGUACUGUAUACAGUGAGGAACGGCGAUCGUGUGGAAAUAAUUGCUAAUCUGAUUGUGACAGAAAUUUUCUGCUUAUUUUGUGAUUUUUGUCCAUCAUUUGUAGAGACUGACGGAAAAAGGACACCAUAUUGUUUUAUUUUAGCAUACGAGCGUACGUAAUUACUUAUUAUAUACCAACCGGCAUCCAAACUCGAAGAUCUGCAUUAUACGGCUACUUUAUUACAACUGAUUCGUCAAAUCAUCACACAGUAAGUCAUGUCCUGGAUUAGCAAAGCAUUCGGUGGGAAGAAGAAGGAUGAACCAAUGACUCCUCAGGAUGCAAUUCAGCAACUCCGCGCUACAGAAGAGAUGCUGAAUAAGAAAUCCGAUUUUCUCGAAAAGAAAGUCGAACAGGAGCUGACCAAUGCUAAACGUCACGGAACCAAGAAUAAACGACUUCGUGCAUUUAUAGUGGCUAUUGCCGCUUUGAAGCGGAAGAAGCGAUUUGAAAAACAACUGCUACAGAUCGACGGCACCCUGUCCACUCUGGAAUUCCAGCGGGAAGCACUAGAAAAUGCCAAUACGAAUACUGAGGUUCUGAAAAUUAUGAGCGUCGCUUCCAAAUCACUGAAAGCAGCCCAUCAAAAUCUUGACGUGGAUGAAGUGCACAAUAUUAUGGAUGAUCUAGCGGAACAGCAAGAGAUUUCUGAAGAAAUUUCAACUGCUAUCUCUAAUCCUAUUGGAUUCGGAAACGACGUAGAUGAGACUGAACUGGAAAGAGAACUGGAAGAGCUAGAACAGGAAGAGUUAGCCAAUAAACUUAUCAAUGCGACACCGGCUGCCAGGGAUCGUUUACCGUCAAUACCUACCGAAGAACCGGUUACGGCUUCCGUCAGUCGACCUGCCAGACGGCGACAGGCAGAUCAUGAUGAUGAAGACAUGAAACACCUUGCCCAGUGGGCGGUUGGGUAAACAAAACCGGGUUACUUUCUUUCCAGAAUGCAAGGAAGGCAUGUCGCAGAACAAAAUUAGUAAUUACAGAAUUUAUUCCUAACUUCGCUAGCUCGUAUACGAUCACUUUUAAAUUUUGUUUGGGCUUCUCGUCUGUGAUUAGACAAACUACCAGUAUAUAUUUGCCUGGUUCCAUAUUUUUUCUCACCUGAGCUGCUUCUGAGAACUGCGUACGGCCGCGGGAUCAAGCAUUGCCGGGGCCUCAUUAUCAGUAGAAAUGAUUGGAUAUUUCAAAGUGAAAAAAAAAUGCUAUUUUUCCAUGGCAUGAUUUCGGUAAAGGUAAACGAUGCUUGUAUGUCGUGUAUGUUAAAUAAUGCAAUAAAUACCAAACAGAGAGUC